This is a messenger RNA of Pocillopora meandrina, 10567 nucleotides long. NCBI's taxonomy places the organism in Eukaryota, Metazoa, Cnidaria, Anthozoa, Scleractinia, Pocilloporidae. The record is from the annotation of a GenBank genome assembly.
GGCAAUCUUGGUAAUGCUUAUUACCAACUGGGUGAUUUAAAAAAAUCCAUAGAGUACCACAACCUUGAUCUUAAAUUAGCUAAAGAGGUAGGAGAUAAGCAUAGGGAGGGUGGUGCUUAUGGCAAUCUUGGCAAUGCUUAUUGCAGUCUGGCUGAUUUCAAAAAAGCCACAGAGUACUACAACCUACAUCUUCAAAUAGCUAAAGAAGAAGGAGACGAGCGUGGGAAGGGUCAUGCUUAUUGCAAUCUUGGCAAUGCUUAUGGGAGUCUGGGUGAUUUUAAAAAAGCCAUAGAGUACCAGAACCUACAUCUUCAAAUAGCUAAAAAAGUAGGAGACAAGCAUGGGGAGGGCGACGCAUACAACAAUCUUGGGGUUGCGUAUCGGAGUCUGGGUGAUUUUAAAAAAGCAAUGUAUUACCUCAACCUAGCUCUUAAAAUAGUGAAAAAAAUAGGAGACAAGUAUAGGGAGGGUAAACUUUAUGGUAACCUGGGCAUUACUCAUCGGAGUCUGGGUGAUUUCAAAAAAGCCAUAGAGUACAUUAACCUAUAUCUUAAAGUAGCUAAAAAGUAGGAGACAAGCAUGGGAGGGUGUUGCUUAUGGCAGUCUUGGCAAUGCUUAUAAAUGUCUGGGUGAUUACAAAAAAGCCAUAGAGUACCACAACCUACAUCUUCAAAUAACUAAAGAAGUAGGUGACAAGCAUGGGGAGGGUGGUGCUAAUAGCAAUCUUGGUAGUGAUUAUUGUUGUCUGUGUGAUUUUAAAAAAGCUAUAGAGUACGACAUCCUACAUCUUAAAACAGUUAAAGAAGUAGGAGACAAGUAUGGGGAGGGUUUAGGUUAUUGUAAUCUUGGCAAUGCUUAUUACCGUCUAGGUGAUUUCAAAAAAGCCAUAGAGUACCACAACCUAAAUCUUAAAAUAGCCAAGGAAGUAGGAGACAAGCGUGGGGAGGGUGUUGCUAAUGGCAAUCUUGGAAAUGCUUAUCUAACUCUGGGAGAUUUGAUAAAGGCCAACAAUUUAUACAACGUAGCGCUCAAAAUUGCCAAAGAGGUGGAAGACAAAUCCUUAGAGGCUAUGGCCUACUAUCCAUUAGGAUGUGUUUUUGAGUUGCAGGGUGGACUGCCAAAAGCCGUUGAACAUUACCAAACUAGUAUAGACUUAAGCAAUUCCUUGAGAAUACUUCUAAAAUCUAAAGAUGAAUGGAAAGUUAAUUUUCGAGAUCAGUAUCAAGACGCGUAUACGGGUGUGAGUAGAGUUCUCGAAGAACAAGGUAAUAUCGUUGAAGCCCUAUUUGCUGCUGAGAAAGGACGAGCUCAAGCUCUCACCGACCUCAUGGAAUCCAGUUUUCGUGGUGGAACAAGUCAGCACAAGAGAGGCGAUGAAAUUUUAGCAGUUUUAAAGAAAGUUUCAUCAGACACCGUUGUAACGAUAGGAUUUUUAGUUAUCGAGUUCUUUCAUGCUUGCGCUUCAAAAAUACAAUAUUCAACGUAGAAAGCUUAGAUCAGCAAAGCGUAAACGCUACCAGUUCUCCUUCAGUCACCCGUAAACAGUUGUUAUUAGUGUUAAACUGUAACAGCCACCUGUCAUGUCCUUUUGUGUAACUGUUAUCCACCGGAACUCUUUAAAAGUAAUUAAUAUUGUAAAAGGCGAAAUUCCUACUAAGCCAAUAGUUUAGUAGAUUACAUGAUCCUUUAGAUUAUUCAUGACAUUACGUUAUCCAUGUACGUUAGGUUUAAAUAGGACUGUCCUGUAAAGCUUAGGAGUUGGGUGAGAAAGUUAGAAGAGAACGGGGUCGAACCCGCCCUGGCCAGGUCCGUUCUGGUCAAAAUUGUAGUCGAGUUUGCGGAAUAAAUCUACGUUGGAGCCAACCCUGUUGUCGUUAGUCAUUCUCUCAAGGAUAGUCAGCAACCGUAAUAGAUUCCGGUUACCUCCCCGCAGCCAGCGAGUGCCCCAAGGAGAGCCUUUACCCACAAGAGUUUUAAGAGUUAUCCCCGUCCGUCCGUUCAUUUGUGAAGGCAAAACCCUGUUUUCACACUGGUAGAGGAGAGCGGCAAAUUACGGAAAGACUAUCAGAGAGAAGUGCUUCACGAAGAGUUGGUUUGACCCCUGGAGCGAACAAGAAAGAAGACGCCCAAGUAAGUGGAAUUACAUAGCAAAACGAAAAGAGAAAAAAAAAAACACAACAAAAACGAAACGAGAGAGAGACCGUUACCCAUUUCAUGUCGAGGUUUUUCAGAAAGAAGACCAACCCAUAUAAUUUGAGAAGUAAAGGAAAAUUACGUGGGAAAAACACACCACCUACGAGAGUGGACGCCUGUGUUGAGACCGAUUUGCCAUUCGACGAAAGUGACAUAGCCCCGGAAGUAAGACAGGGACCGACCGCCGAAAAAGACACUGAUUCUGAGCCAUUAGAAAACCAUCAAAGAGACUCUGACAAGUUUAACAAGACCAACUUGGAACUUGUAGAUAUCAGCGAAGUUUCUACUAGCGAAGACAGUUCUGACAGUUUGGCGCCACCGUGCCCUGGUAAUACCCAGGAUACUGAGGAAAUAAACACUUUAACAGAAGAAAUAGACAUUUUCCAGGAAGAGGAAAAUUUUACAGAUACCGCCCUUGCGACAGGUGGACAACAGGUACCAGAGAGUACAUUACACCUCGUUGAUCAUACGUCAUUCACGCCACCUGGUACAACUUUCGUAGCGAAUAACAGUACAUCUUCUGGUGGACAACAGUUGCCAAUUAUUACUUCACCUGGCGACAUUUACGAACAUUUCCAGCGUGGUAGUUACGAGGGAGGAUCACUCUGUGACGACUCUCCCAACGCUGAUUCGAGUCCCUUACUCGUAAACCUUACUGACGCUGAUACCAGUUCGAUUACCUCUAGCAGCGCUGAUAGCUCAAUUUCAACUACCAUGGAGGGAGAAUACAUCCGUGCCCUUCAGGAACUCACUCAGAAAUUAUUGAGUAAGGAUGUUCACAUUAAUAAAUAUCACGGAUAUGAAAACGAGGACAUAAACCGCUGGUUUGAGAAACUAGAGUUGGUUUUGGAGUCUAAGGGAAUUCCACUGGAUGUUCCAGCCGCUAGAACACAGCUCAUUAAUAACCUCGCUGGGCCAGCAGAAACAUUCAUGUUUGAAUUACCGCCUGAGGAGCGAGGAAGCUUUAUGCUUUUAAAACAGGCCCUGGUGAAACGUUAUUCGACUAAGGACCGUGCUUGGGUUAAGCGACGGAGGCUAGUUGCUCGCCGUCAAGGCCCCACGAAUUAUUGUCAGACUAUAUCAAUGACAUGCACGAACUAUUUAGCGGGCUAAACAUGGCCGAGGUAGACAAAGUCACAUAUUUUACUGAGGGUCUAACCCAACCACUGAAAAUCAAAGUGCUCGAGCGAAUGCCAGAAACGCUUUUACAAGCAGAGGAAGUGGCUAGGACCGUUAAUUCGAUAUCUCAACGUGAGAAUACCACUAAAGAGGGUGACCAGAUCGAGCGAUUGAUCGAGGCGCUCAACCGUAGCCAGCAGGUACCAGCUCAAGUACCAUCUAAUAGUGCUCGUAAUACCCUUCAGCCUCAACUUAUUCAAGCUCAUCUUGAGAAAUUGACUCAAGGACUAGACGGCCUGACACCUAUAACCACACACAAGGUUGCUGCGUGUUCAGAGCCCCGAGGAAACUAUGAACGAAAACUGGACGAGCUUACGAACCUUAUGCAGCGUAUGGAGGGUCAGUUACAAGACCAAAUUAAAAACCUAGAUCGACGAUUUGACGCACGCAUAAAUGGUCUAGCACAACGCAGACAAGGUACUCGGGGUAACCGAGAAAGAUCAAGAGAUGGUAGACCAGUAUGUUAUCGCUGCGGAAUGAUGGGACACUUUCAGAACAGUUGCCCCCAAAGAGAUACUGACCAGCGUCAACUGGUACCCAGGUACCCAAACACCGCUCCUAACAACAAUGUGCGUUAUUCCGCUGGUCCACAGUCACGCUUGAGAGCGCUGCCUUCGGCGCAGAGUCAGAACCGUGUUGCUGUUCUGGGUAAUGACGGUGUUGCUCCUUCGGGACAUUACAUGAUAGAUGCCACACCAAGCAGAGCUCCGAAUCUGCACACCGAAGAGCCCUUUUACCAUGAGCCUUAUAAUGGAAUGAGUUAUAACUAUGGUUACUAUGCUGACGAUCUAGAAAAUGAUGAAGUGGAUGAAUGGGAUUAUGAUGAUGAACAUUACAACGUCGAUCUAGCUUACGAUGGAGUAGGUGACUUUGAUACAGCACCAUAUGCCGAAGACACGAUGCCACCCUCCAGUAUCUCGUCCAUACGGAGAGAGUCCCCCUAUACCUCAGCAACUCACCAGUUUCAGCCAUACUUCGCCCAGUUUGCGCAACGAGGGCCCCAGUCACUGCCAAGAGAGGAAAUCGCUGGCCACCUAGACUCAGAUCCUCUCAAGUCAUCUCCUGUAACUGCCACUAGCUUCCAGUUAGAGAAGGAAUGUAAAUUAGAAAAUGGGCUUCCAAAGGAAGAUUUCACGCCACCUCCCGAAUCGGAAACUGCGCGCCAGUUGGCCGACCGUUUGGAGCCACCCAGAAGUGUGCAAGAAGGCCCACGCCCUAGAGAUAUCUUGUCACAGACGACAGAAAUGCCAUUACAGAAUUUUCCAGCCUCUAGUGAUGUCCCUGCAGAAAAUCCAGAUGCUGCAGAAAAUGUGUAUGAAGAGACUCGCCCAGAUCAUCGAAAAAUGACUGAAGGCAAGGGCACAUCAAGCAUUGAUGUCAAAAAGGAGGUACCAUCGACUACGAAUCGCCAUAUCGCCAGUGGCACGAAGCUAGUGCCGGCCUGUCAACCAGCUAUAGGGACUACACCAGAGUACCAGUCCCUUCCUACUAUCCCUGGCAGUGGUGACAUUACGAGCACACCCCAGAAGAAAUUGGCUGCCAACUCCACCCAGAGGGACAAACCUGGAGAACUUAUGGUCGAGGUGGGCAUUAAUGGUAAAACUAUGCGUUGUCUAGUGGAUACUGGAGCAGCCAUAUCUGUGUUAGAUGCAAAGCACCUCGCAGACUUAUAUGACGGGAAAAUACCACCCCUUAAGCCAAGCGCCAUGGACUCAAUUCGAACUGUUAGUGGUCAGCCUAUGCCUAUUCGGGGAGUCCUACAGACUGACAUCGAAAUUGCUGGUGGUCAAUAUCCUUGUGACUUCAAAGUGAUAGACGGAUUGGACUACAGAGGAGUCCUUGGCCGAGAUUUCUGCUAUGCCCAACAGGCACAAAUCAGUUUUGAAACUCUAACAAUUGCCUUGAAGAAUCCCCCGACAGUACUCUUUUCGGACGCUUUAGUGGCAGUGGUAGCACCAUCAACGUACGUUAUUCCGCCCAGAAGUGAAGUAGUGUUUCCAGCUAGUAUACUCGUAAAGACCGCACCUGGUGUUACCGGUCUCGUAGAAUCCUCUCCACAAAUGGCAGAGCGUUAUCAGCUACAGGGAGCAGCUGCUUUGGUAAAGAUUGCAGAUGAUCACACGGUGCCGUUCCGUCUCAUUAACCCGACAAGUCAACCAGUCACUCUGCAAAAGGUGCUACCUUGGGCACUUUUUCCGAAGCCUACGGAGAUUCCGGAGUACUCCCUUUUAAAGAAUCUGCUACGGAUCCACAGAAUCCAGGAACAUUGGACUCAGUCCCGGUUGAUCUGGAUAAUUCUGCACUGUCGUCCGUGGAACAGUCGCGUCUGCGAGAGCUCCUCCAAGACUACCGAGAUAUUUUUGCAAUACACCCCGACGAGCUUGGCCGCACGAACAUCGUCCAGCACCAUAUUGAGACAGGUGACCACCCGCCUAUACGAUCACGCCCUUACCGGGUGCCCUAUGCUCAGAAAGAGACAAUAGAGAAACACAUUGAGGACAUGCUUCACCGUAACGUCAUCCAACCGUCUGUAUCUCCAUGGGCCAGUCCAGUUGUCCUCGUGCCUAAAUCUGAUGGUUCUUCCAGAUUUUGUGUGGAUUUCCGUAAGGUUAACAAGAUAACCAAAAAGGAUUCUUAUCCUCUACCGUUGAUAUCCGAAAGCCUUGACGCCUUAGGAGGAGCCAAGUUCUUUUCGAGUCUUGACUUGAUUUCGGGAUACUGGCAGGUUGAAAUGGACCCCGCUUCUCGUGAGAAGACUGCUUUCGUCACGCAUGCAGGACUGUACGAAUAUACCACAAUGCCUUUUGGGCUCUGCAAUGCCCCUGGAACCUUCCAGCGAUUAAUGGAAUGUGUUCUACGCGGACUCAACUGGCAGAUUGCACUCAUCUAUCUUGAUGAUGUAUUGGUAUACUCUCAAAACUUCGAGGACCAUCUACACCAUCUACGCUUGGUCUUCGACAGAUUCCGCGAGGCUGGCCUCAAACUCAAGCCGAGUAAGUGCCAUUUUGGGCAAAAGGAGGUAAACUACCUGGGUCACGUGAUCACUACCGAGGGAAUACAACCAGAUCCCAAGAAAGUCAAGGUCGUUCAGGAAUAUCCUGCCCCAACGUCCGCCAAAGAGGUACGAGCGUUUAUGGGCCUGACAAAUUAUUAUCGUAAGUUUGUCAAGGGGUUCGCUCAGGUUGCCAGUCCGUUACAUGACUUGACAAAGAAGGGUGCGUCGUUCCUCUGGACUGAGGAUUGUCAAAAGGCUUUUGACACGUUAAAGAAGGCCCUCACUGAAGCUCCAAUACUUGCCUAUCCUGACUUCACGCAGUCUUUUCAGCUGGCCACCGAUGCAAGCAAUGAUGCCAUAGGCAUGGUACUUGGCCAAAAGCAGAACGGAAGAGAAGUCGUCAUAGCUUACGCCGGAAGGAAGUUGAAUCCCGCCGAACGAAACUACAGCGUCACGGAACGUGAAGCCCUGGCAGUUGUUGAAGGGGUUAAACAAUUCCAACAUUACGUGUAUGGACGGCAGUUUACAGUACUAACUGACCACAGCGCUGUCCGUUGGUUGAUGAACAUCAAGGAACCUACCGGUCGUCUGGCACGUUGGGCCCUUCUCCUGCAGCAACACGACUUCACUAUCCAGCAUCGCUCUGGGCCGACCAACGGUAACGCUGACGCCCUUUCUCGUCGACCCUACGAAUCAGUCGUUGCCGCCCUCGAUCAGCCCGGUGUACAGGUUGACCGCGUAAGAGACGCUCAACGUCGAGACCACACCUUGGCUGACAUCAUUAGCUACUUAGAGGAAGAGAGUCUGCCCAAUAACAGUACUGCAGCAAAAGCCGUCUUGCAUUCCAUUGACAACUAUUAUUUGGACCCUGAUGGACUCCUCUGUCACAUUUGGGUACCGGGAGGUCGACGUGUCCCCGGGAUUCGCUCUCAGCUGGUCAUACCUACUUCGCUAAGGCAGGAAAUUUUGAUUGGAGGUCACGACGAUCCCUUGGCAGGUCACUUAGGAGUGAACAAGACUUAUGAGAAACUCCGUGAACGUUACUACUGGCCUAAAAUGUUUGCAGACGUACAAUUUUGGUGUCUUUCUUGUACACAUUGCCAGAUGAAGAAAAGCCCUAAACAGCGACAGACAGCCCCCAUCUUACCGAUACCAGUAGAAGGUGCUUUUGAUCGGGUAGCUGUUGAUUGCCUUGGCCCCUUUCCUGUGAGUGACUCUGGAAAUCGCUACAUUGUCGUGUUUUCUGAUUAUCUGACCCGUUACCCAGAAGCCUUUGCUGUACCCACGAUUGAUGCCCCGACAAUCGCAGACUUGUUGGUCAAUGAAAUUCUACCCCGUCAUGGUGCCCCUCGUACAUUGCUCUCAGACAGAGGGUCUAAUUUUCUCUCCCGCUUGGUAAAGGAGGUUUGCUUCCUCAUGGAUACAAAGAAAACGUUUACAACAAGCUAUCAUCCUCAAUGCGACGGCCUUGUCGAACGAUUCAACGGAACUUUAGCACAGAGCUUAUCACACUACGUCAAUUCUUCUCAGAAAGAUUGGGACCGCUAUUUAAACCCAGUACUUUUCGGCUAUCGUGUCUCACCGUCGGAAGUAACUGGUGAAUCGCCCUUUUUCCUACUCUAUGGAAGACAACCUAGACUCCCUAUGGAUGUUUCCAUGCUUCCGCCUCGAGAAGUCUCUGCUUCAAUUGCGGAACAUCGCGCACGAGUAGUAGAAAACAUCGAGAUUGCACAUCGCAUUGCAAAAGAGAAUAUACAGCGCGCUCAGCAGCGCAUGAAAGAUUAUCAUGAUGUUCACGCCGUUCCUAUCAGGCAUCAAGUUGGUGACAGUGUCUGGGUUUACACGCCGCGCAAUCGGAAGGGGUUAUCUAAGAAAUUAGCCCAUAAUUGGCAUGGACCUUACAAGAUUGUUGAAUUCUUGUCCCCAGUUCAUUGUAUCUUACGGGCCACCGACAACCGCCGUGUCUCCACUACCGUCCACGUUUCUCGUCUCAAGCGUUACGUUUCACCGGAUUCGCGCCCUAUUCGCCAACCACCAGAGCUUGUUGAAGAAUCUUAUUUGGCUGAGAAUGAUUUACCGUCGGACAGCUUUGUAACGGACAACAAUGAAGUGCUUCUUGAAUUUCCCACCCCUGACCAAGAGGUUAACACUGGACAACCAGCACCGGACACCGACGAAUGUGCGACUGGCUCCUCUCCUAUUGUUCAGGAAACUCGUCCCCAGGCUGCUCCUCUCACUCGUUCGCAAACCUCUGAAACCAGGAGCCCCAUUCCCUCGGUGUUACAAGCUCAGGAGGACGAUUCUCCACGCUUAUCCAGCGACCCUACCCCAGUUCCAGACAACGUCUACCAAGUUGAGAAGCUGCUCAAACAAAGGAUGACAGAUGGAGAACACCAGUUCUUGAUUAAAUGGCUAGGGUUUCCGUCGAGUCAAAACUCUUGGGAACCGGCUGACAACAUUCUGGACAAGCGCUUGAUCGCGACCUUCUACAAGAACCAUCCGCGUGCUAAUCGCCUCCAGGAUUCAAACUUUCAUGCACGAAUAGCACCUUUGAAUAUGGUGGACGCCCCGACUGACACCCCUAUAAUUGCAGCUUUGUCUGUUCAACCGAAAGCUGUGAUUACCUUUCCGUAAUUGCUUGUUGCUUAAUUUGAACCCCCGAGGCCAUUAUAUUUCGGCUUGUUCGGUUUAUGCCGCGGUUCAGGCACAAAACAAAAUCAAAUACAAAAUUCAUAAAACAAACAAACAAACAAAAACACCCCUAUAGUUUUACUUCGCUGCGUUUUUUUUCGUUUCUUGUAUUUAUUAUGCCUUCUCCUUUUUCGCUCGACCAGGAGGUCUCGAUUUAAGGUGGGAGGAAUGUAACGAUAGGAUUUUUAGUUAUCGAGUUCUUUCAUGCUUACGCUUCAAAAAUACAAUAUUCAACGUAGAAAGCUUAGAUCAGCAAAGCGUAAACGCUACCAGUUCUCCUUCAGUCACCCGUAAACAGUUGUUAUUAGUGUUAAACUGUAACAGCCACCUGUCAUGUCCUUUUGUGUAACUGUUAUCCACCGGAACUCUUUGAAGUAAUUAAUAUUGUAAAAGACGAAAUUCCUACUUAGCCAAUAGUGUAAUAGAUUACAUGAUCCUUUAGAUUAUUCAUGACAUUAAGUUAUCCAUGUACGUUAGGCUUAAAUAGGACUGUUCUGUAAAGCUUAGGAGUUGGGUGAGAAAGUUAGGGAGUAGAACGGGGUCGAACCAGCCCUGGCCAGGUCCGUUCUGGUCAAAAUUGUAGUCGAGCUUGCGGAAUAAAUCUACGUUGGAGCCAACCCUGUUGUCGUUAGUCAUUCUCUCAAGGAUAGUCAGCAACCGUAAUAGAUUCCGGUUACCUCCCCGCAGCCAGCGAGUGCCCCCAAGCAGAGCCUUUACCCACAAGAGUUUUAAGAGUUAUCCCCGUCCGUCCGUUCAUUUGUGAAGGCAAAACCCUGUUUUCACACCGUCUUUUAGGCAGUGGACAAAGCUGACAUCAAUCUUUGGGUUGUGUCUGAAGGAAAACAAGUUCAUUUAAGACAAAGUAAAUUCAAUGGUUCUGUUUCGGAGAAUGGUGGAGCCAGCCAGUACUUUGAGUCGUUCAUGCUCGGUAUUUAUACACAACUUGGUGUUCGUUCUAAUGUGAGAUGCGAGAAUCGAUCUUUGGAUGCUUUGAGUGAGAGCCGUUCGAAAGUGGAUGACAAAACUAAAGAAGAAAACCCUCAACCUCCCAUCCAACAAAACAAAUGCUUGAGCACUUUGUAUGAUACCGUCAUGAAGCCGGUGGCUGACCUGCUGAUAGGGGAUGAGCUACUUAUUAUUCCCGAUGGACCCCUAUGGCUCGCUUCUUACGCUGCAUUGAAGGAUGAUAAUUCUAAAUACCUGUGUGAAUCGUUCAGAAUCCGACUCGCUCCAUCGUUAACAAGUCUUAGACUCAUUGCCGAUUGCCCAGAUGAUUAUCACAAAAGCAGUGGUGCGUUACUCGUUGGAAAUCCGUGUUUAGCCGAGGUUACUAAUAGCAAGGGAGAAAUACUCCUCGAGCAGCUUCCGUUUUCUGAAGAAGAAGUAGAAAUGAUCGGAAAAAUUCUGAAUAUCACCCCAAUCACUGGCAGACAGGCCACGAAACGUGAGGUGUUGAAAAGAAUCAGUUCCGUGUCCUUAGUUCACUUUGCGGCACACGGAUGCAUGUAA